GCAGUGCUGCUGCUGCCGUACCCCUUCACCAACCUGGUGCUGGACGUGGUGCUGCUCUUCCUCUACCUCGGCACUGAGGCCACCCGCAUCUUUUUCGGGUCCAAGGGCAACCUGUGCCAGCGGAAGGUGCCGCUCUCCAUCAGCCUGGCCCUGACCGUCCCGGCGGCCGUGAUGGCGACCUAUUACCUGCUGCUGCAGACCUACGCCCUGCGCCUGGAAGCCAUCCUCAACGCCAUCCUCUUGCUUUUCUAUGCUCUGGAGCUGCUGCUGGGCAUCCUCGCGCUGGUCUCCUUCUCCAGGUACCGCUGCCCGGCCACGCCGUGCGGCGAGCCGGGUAACAGCCGGGGCGCCGCAGGAACCGGCACGGUGAGCUGCCAGGCUGAUUCGGCGCCGAUACAUCCCCCUCUUCCCUCCUUCGCAGCGUGGAUUCGUACUGAGACCCCGCGCCACGCCAAAGGACCGGGCACAGGUACGUGA
This is a messenger RNA of Nipponia nippon (crested ibis), 477 nucleotides long. The record is from RefSeq and is a predicted model, not a curated record. NCBI's taxonomy places the organism in Eukaryota, Metazoa, Chordata, Aves, Pelecaniformes, Threskiornithidae.